GCGGCCUGGCUGGUUCUAGGCGGCCUGGCCGGGUCUGGGCGCCUACAUCUUCUCCAAUCCGAAGACCCAGAUAAAAUGCCCAAGAAGAUCACCCAGAUUAACCCCAAGGAUAACCACAUUUCGUUCCAGUGUGAGAGGAGCAUGGUCACAGUCACAGUGGAGAAAAUUUUGAAGGAGAUGGAGAUAGAGUACGUGAAGCGCAGGGUGGAGGAGGGUGGAAUCUACGUUGAUCAGCUUUUCUUCCGUGACCCUGAUGCCACUAUGAUUGAGAUCAGUAAUUGUGACAAACUUCCCGUAAUACCCCUCGCGGGAGAGCCAGUCAGGCCCUGCACACGUGUCAAUUGCAAUGCCUAG
Molecule: messenger RNA, 354 nt
Organism: Prunus avium (sweet cherry)
Lineage: Eukaryota; Viridiplantae; Streptophyta; Magnoliopsida; Rosales; Rosaceae
Source: RefSeq, a predicted model, not a curated record